Messenger RNA from Corticium candelabrum, 1409 nucleotides. Its product is annotated as secretory carrier-associated membrane protein 2-like. Gene Ontology annotation, cellular component: trans-Golgi network membrane; recycling endosome membrane. NCBI's taxonomy places the organism in Eukaryota, Metazoa, Porifera, Homoscleromorpha, Homosclerophorida, Plakinidae. Bases 175 to 1194 code for a protein of 339 amino acids. The record is from RefSeq and is a predicted model, not a curated record. The transcript is spliced from 9 exons. Gene Ontology annotation, biological process: protein transport.
GGUUUCUUCUAGCCGUCAGCCACCACGUGACUGUGUCAUCACUUUUGAGUCAGUGAAAGUUUGUCGUAUUUGUACAACGCGACAGGUUGGAGCUCACCAUUAGUGCCCAAGACGUCUGAGUGCACGCAAAUUUAGUAAAUCGUGAACAGAGGACCCGAAUCAGGACAUCACGUCAUGUCUGGAUAUGACAGCAACCCGUUUGCAGACCCUCACGAAGCCGCAAAUCCGUUUGCCGACCCGUCGGUUACGGAGGCCACUAGCUCCGCAGCUCGUGGUAUAGAAGACUACAACCCGUUUGCCGAUGAUAAUCAUCCGGAACCCACGACUACAAGCGCUGCAGAACCUGUGCCACCUCCUGUGGCUAAGCCUGCGCCUCCCACUCAGCCUCCUGUCUUUAAGCCGGAGCCUGCAGCAUAUCCUAGUCCUCCUACUUACAGCGACACGUAUCCAGGAGAGGAAAGACCUAUAGUACAAGACGAUGAGCUCGGAAAGGCACACGAAGAAAGGCUCCAAGAGCAGCAGCCUACGCCGACAUCGGGCCUUGUGACAAAAGAGAGGAAGAACAACUUCCCACCGUUACCUGCCAAGUGUCCAUGCCAACCGUGUUUCUAUCAUAACAUAAAGGACGACAUACCACCUGACAGCCAGGCCAGGGUGAGACACAUGUGGCUCCUCUGGUGGUUGCUGUUUGCUUCUUGGUGUCUGAAUGAGAUCGCCUACAUUGCUGCUUUUGCGGUUGACGCCGAUGGUGGAGAAGGAUUUGGCUUUUCGUUGCUGUGGUUUGUACUUGCGGUACCGUGCUCAUUUGUAUGUUGGUACUGGCCAGUGUACAAAGCAUUCAAGAGUGAUAGCUCCAUGUGGUUCAUGAUCUUUUUCUUUGUUUUCUUUUUUCAAAUUCUUGCAUUUAUUGUGUAUGCAAUCGGGAUACCAAAGUCAGGAAACAUGGGCUUCAUUCUUGCUUUCAAAGCUGUCGACAAGAACACUGCUGCUGGUAUCAUUUGCAUCGUAUCGGCGACCUUUUGGGCAGCAUGUGGUACCCUUUCAGUAAUUCUUCUACUGAGGAUUCAUCGAUAUUAUCGGACCUCGGGAAUGACCGUACGGCAGGCACAGGAGGAGUUUGCUCAGAGUCGGGCAGUAAGGAGUGCCGGACAAGCUGCAGCUGAAACUACUGUAGCUGCUGUUACUGCAAAGUGACAGGUUGACCGAAUAUAGGAAAAUGAAUGAUGUAGGUGUGGGUGGGUGUUGGGCUUAUUGCAUCGUGUUCUUCACAUGGCUGGCAUGAUAUAGUGGUGAGUUAUGGGAAACUGUACGUUGUUUUGUAUGAUGAAUUUUGUUCAAUUAGGGUACUGUACUGUAACGCCAUCCAUUCACAUUGUAGCUUCAUUUGAGAAACAGACCAGCUGGUUACA